This is a messenger RNA of Sorghum bicolor (sorghum), 1179 nucleotides long. RefSeq names its product psbP domain-containing protein 4, chloroplastic. Gene Ontology annotation, cellular component: photosystem II oxygen evolving complex; extrinsic component of membrane; photosystem II. The record is from RefSeq and is a predicted model, not a curated record. The transcript has 5 exons. Gene Ontology annotation, molecular function: calcium ion binding. Bases 157 to 972 code for a protein of 271 amino acids. NCBI's taxonomy places the organism in Eukaryota, Viridiplantae, Streptophyta, Magnoliopsida, Poales, Poaceae. Gene Ontology annotation, biological process: photosynthesis.
UCUAUCGAGCAGGGAUCCCAGGCUCCCAGCAAAUGAACGCAAGAGAAAUCGCUCUAGGCGACACCAGAAUCGCCACCAGCCCACACCAAGAACUACCAGAUAGGCAAACGGAACGGAAGAAUCACAGAGAGCUCACAAACACAUCUUGCGUCAGAGAUGAGCAGCAGCACAACACUGCUGUUCUCCCCGAGCUCCUCCUCCCUGUUCCUCACCAAACCGUCUCCCGUCGCCAAGGGGAGGGCGGCGGCGGCGGCGGCUGUGAGGUGCAGCAGUGAGCCCUCCGUGUCAGUGGGACAUGAAGAGGAGAGGGAGGGUGUAACAAUGGUGGGGAGGAGGCGAGCAUUGGCUUCUGCAGCUGCUGCUGUCUGUAGCGCUCCAGUGCUUGGGUUUGCAGGCCUUGGUCUGGCAGCCACUCAGGGCCUGCUGGCAGGGAGGAUCCCUGGCUUGUCUGAACCUGAUGAAAAUGGUUGGAGAACAUACCGGAGGCCAGACGACAAGUCCGGUGGCCACGGAGUUGGCUGGAGCCCCAUCAUCCCCUACAGCUUCAAAGUUCCAGACGGCUGGGAUGAGGUCCCGGUGUCAAUUGCUGAUCUUGGCGGCACGGAGAUCGACCUGCGCUUCGCAAACCCAAAGGAGGGCCGGUGUUUCGUCAUCGUUGCCCCGGUUCGCCGGUUCGCAGAUGAUCUGGAUGAUGCGACCAUCGAGAAGAUCGGCAACCCAGAGAAGGUGAUUAGCGCCUUCGGUCCAGAGGUCAUCGGAGAGAAUGUGGAAGGGAAGGUCCUGUCCUCGGCAACUGCAGAGUAUUCAGGAAGAACAUACUACCAGUUUGAGCUGGAGCCACCCCAUGUGUUCAUUACCGCCACAGCAGCUGGGAACAGGCUCUACCUGUUCAGUGUAACUGCAAACGGUCUGCAAUGGAAGAGGCAUUACAAGGAUCUGAAACAAAUAGCAGAAUCAUUUCGAGUCGUGUAGGGUUUCAAUUGCUACUACUUUUUUACAGCGCCUGGCUCUUGUUAAUAUGAUUAGAGGACAUGAGGGAUUGUAUUAUGGAGAGAGGAUAAGUGAACAUCACUUUUGAUGAUCACUCUAAAAUUAGAAAGCUGCAGAAGCUCCACUGUAUGUGUAAACUUGCUCAUUAAAGGCUAAAUGCUUGUUGCUAUAAAUUUUUUCCUGAUAUUA